CUUCAAAAGCUCAUUAGUCAUUUUAUAUUUUUCAUUUCGUCGUUGUUUGCAGUAUAUUUCAAAUUUAUAGCAAAAUUGUUAUUAAAAAUGUCGUAUUCAAAAAAAAGUGACCACGAUAUGGACACAACAAUGAAUCAAACUACUACCGCAAAAACGGAAGAAAGAAUAGCCAACAACGUGAUGCCUCUCGUAAUAAAGCAAAUUUUGAACUGCAACGAUGAAAGGUUCCAGCAAUUCGGAUUUCCUGCUCAAAUCAUUAAAUUGGUCGCCAUCAUAAAGCAUUCCGAAGUGCUCAGCACCAGGGUUAAUUACACGAUAGCCGACCACACGGGGGAAAUGAAGGCCGUGCUGUGGCUCUCGAUAGAAAACGGAGAGAUUGAAAACAUGCCGAACGUCGUGGAGGGAAAGUACGCAGAGAUAUUCGGCACUUACAAAUACAAAGACGACGAAAGGGUAGUGAUGAUUUUGAAAAUGACCCCGGUCAAGGAUUGCAACGUGAUUACCAAUCACCUUCUAAGAGCUAUCCAUAACAGAUUUUGGUGCGAAGCUGAGAGUAAUAAUAUGCUUACGGAUAUUAAAAUCAACAAUCCUGGAGCGCAAUUGGUUACUUCAAUGAACCUGGUUGAUGAUAAUAUGGCUACUGGUUCUUCUGUGGAUGGUUUGAGUGAUAUACAGAAGAAAGUCAAGAAGAUCCUUUCGACUGAUACCACAGUGCUCGGCAUGAGUCGGGACGUUUUAUAUACGCAUUUUAAUGCUAAUCAACGUCCACUGAUUAAUAAAGCUUUGGAAUUUUUAUGCAACGAGGGACACAUAUAUACAACACAUGAUGCAGACCAUUUCAGAACUUUAAAUAUAGAAGUGUAAUUUUAUUACUAUUUUUUAUAUGGUAUUUUACGUUUAUUCGUAGAAUCCGAGUUAAAUUUUGUAAAAUAUUUCUUUCAUUUGUUAUGAUAGUUAAGAUAGUAUAGAUAGUUAAGUGCAGUACUCUAAUAAAUAUUAAACGAAUUUUGAUAUUACUAAAACCAGUUAAAAAUAUAUUUUCUUAAAUU
Messenger RNA from Phyllotreta striolata, 1049 nucleotides. The record is from the annotation of a GenBank genome assembly. Lineage: Eukaryota; Metazoa; Arthropoda; Insecta; Coleoptera; Chrysomelidae.